Anopheles maculipalpis is the source of this 1617-nucleotide messenger RNA. Its product is annotated as UDP-glycosyltransferase UGT5-like. Bases 12 to 1586 code for a protein of 524 amino acids. Lineage: Eukaryota; Metazoa; Arthropoda; Insecta; Diptera; Culicidae. The record is from RefSeq and is a predicted model, not a curated record. The transcript has 4 exons. Gene Ontology annotation, molecular function: UDP-glycosyltransferase activity.
AACAGCUCAACAUGAGGCUUAAGUGGACGGUUACGGUGGUGCUGCUAGCGAUUGUAUACGCAUGCACCGUUUCCGGACCGGUUGAGGGGGCAAAGAUUUUGGCGAUCUUUCCAACGUCCGCCCGAUCACACUACAUUGUCGGAUCGGCACUAACGAAAGAGCUGGCAAGACGCGGCCAUGAGGUGUACGUUAUCAAUCCAUUCCCGCAGAAGAAACCGUUGAAAAAUUAUCACGAUAUCGAUGUGAGCGGAUCAGCGGAUAUUGUUAAGGAUCUGGUACCGAACAUGUUCGAGAUGGCCGAUCAAGGCGUGUGGGAAGGCAUCACGAUGACGUACAAAUUUGGACAAAUGCUGACCAACUACACGUUGGAGCACCCGAACGUGAAGAAACUGAUCGCAUCGAACGAAAAGUUUGACCUAAUCAUCAUGGAGAGCUUUCUGAAUGACGCACACCUAGGGUUUGCCCAUCACUUCAAAGCACCUUGCCUCGUUUUGUCCACCUUUGGAGCAUCCCGCUGGACAAACGACUUGGUCGGAACACCAUCACCGAUAUCUUACGUACCGCAUCCGUUCCUGAGCUUUACCGAUCGGAUGUCAUUUGUGCAGCGCAUCGGUAACAUGUUGAUGGCAAUCAUGGACACCAUUCUGGGACACACGUUGGAUUUCCCGGUGCAGAGUGCUAUGUACGAAGCAUCAUUUCCCGAUCCAAAGCCCCCGCUAGAGGAGCUGCGCCGGCAGGCCGUGUCGUUGGUGCUGCUGAACAAUCACUUCAGCCUCAGCUAUCCGCGCCCGUACGUGCCGAACAUGAUCGAGGUCGGUGGAAUGCACGUGAAUCGCAAACCGAACCCGCUGCCGGAAGACAUCCAGCAGGUGCUGGAUAAUGCAACGCACGGUGUGAUUUACUUCUCGAUGGGUUCAAACAUCCAGAGCAGCCAGCUGCCGGUUGAGAAGCGUGAAGCAAUUUUGCGCGCCUUUGCGAAACUGAAGCAAACCGUGCUGUGGAAGUGGGAAGAUGAAACGCUACCGAACCGGCCGGACAAUGUGAUCGUUAAGGCAUGGUGGCCCCAGGACGACGUACUGGCCCACCCGAAUGUGCGGCUGUUUAUUACGCACGGUGGACUGCUCAGCACGACCGAGUCCAUGUACCAUGGUGUGCCGGUGAUUGGCAUACCGGUGUUUGGCGAUCAGUACCUAAACAUGGCCAAAGCCGAACGUACCGGGUAUGGGUUGCUGUUACCGUACCAGGAAAUAUCCGAAGAGCGGCUGUCGAGCGCGAUCAAUCGGAUAUUGGGUGAUUCGAAGUUUAAAACGAUCGCCCAAAGCAUAUCCGCCCGGUAUCGCGAUCAACCGAUGGAACCGCUCGAAUUGGCCGUCUAUUGGGUGGAGUACGUUAUACGGCACCGUGGGGCGGAGCACUUGAAGUCAGCCGGACAGGAGUUGGGCUUCCUGCAGUACCACGGGAUCGAUGUGAUCGCCACCAUCAUCGGUGUUCCGGUGCUGUUUUUCUAUCUACUGUUUAAGCUGCUGUGUGGCGGGCUGCGAUCGAAAAAGGCUACGUCGGUGAGUGCGAAAAAGAAGCGCAACUGAGCAUGUGUUGUGAUCAAUCGAAACUAUGUGA